Molecule: messenger RNA, 1756 nt
Organism: Pollicipes pollicipes
Lineage: Eukaryota; Metazoa; Arthropoda; Thecostraca; Pollicipedomorpha; Pollicipedidae
Product: alpha-(1,3)-fucosyltransferase C
Exons: 2
Coding region: 338-1756 (472 amino acids)
Cellular component (GO): membrane
Molecular function (GO): fucosyltransferase activity
Source: RefSeq, a predicted model, not a curated record
UCCAUGUGGACGCACGGCUGCACGGACUGCCAGCAUCAGCAGCUCACUGCUGUCGUCAGCCCGCGCUGUGCUGUGUUCGCCCCUGGCCGGCGCGGGCGCCGACGGCAUCCGUCCAGCGGCCCGGGCGCUGAGGCCGGCCGGGGUCGGCGGGCAGAGCGGACCCGGCCGCCGGCCGCGGCACGGCUGACUGCCACCAGGCUUCCUGCAGCUGAGCGUCAGCUGAGCCGGUCCCCAGCCGCCGGAAUACCACCCCUGCUGGACGCAGAGUCCAGCGGGCCCGGCGCCGUCGCCGUCCGAAGUGGCUCAACGCGAUCAGGUGUAAGCGCACUGGCCAGUCAUGAUGGCCAGAAGGCUGCUGCUGCUGGCUCUGCUGUGCCUCUGCUUUUACAUGCUAGUCCUGUUGCGAUCGCUGUCCAGCGCUGUGGAUGGUCGUCGUAGAGAAGCGCCAUCUGCACCCUUUGAAUACAACAAGGCGGCGUCACCACAACAGCCAGAUCACCAAACAGCGGCACCGAAAGACGCCGGCCCACACCUGGCAACGCCACCUAUAACUCAGAGCCAGCACAGAGUACCAGCACCUGUCGGUCAGAUCCUUCGGUCGGUAGCGCCACCUAUGGCCGCUGACCGCUCGCCCGAUGCUGGCUCGCUCCAGCGGCCCGCACGACAGCAAGGUUCGGGGGCCCAACGGCCUUCUGAGUCGGCGACGCCGUCCGCACACGAGCUGUCGCUAGCCGCGCAGGCGGCGGGUCUCCAGAACACUGCGCAGCCGGCGAGCAUGCCGGCGGCCGCGCCGAAGCUCAAGCACAUCCUCUACUGGAACGAGUUCUACGGCUCCAUGGAGUUCACGUGGGGCGCCGGUCAGCGGCCGUUCAUCGACAACGGAUGCGAGGUCAACACCUGCUUCGGCACCAACGACCGCGAGCUGAUGCCCGUGGACGAGUAUGACGCCAUCCUGUUCCACGUGCAGACGCUGCCGUUCUUCGACUGGCCGCGCUCGCGCCGGCCGCACCAGCGCUACGUGUUCGUCACGCUCGAGUCGGCCCAGUACCUGACCAUAUGGCUGCAGGCCUACGAGAGUCUCUUCAACGUGACGCUGACCUACCGGCGCGACUCGGACUUCCCGUACCCGUACGGAGCCCUGGUGCCGGUGCUGCCGGAGCCGCCCACCAUUCGCAGGAACUACGCUCUCGGCAAGACGAAGCUGGUCGCCUGGUUCGUGUCGCACUGCCAGACAAUGAGCAGCCGCGAGUGGUACGUACACAUGCUGCGGAAGUACAUCCCGGUGGAUAUAUACGGUGCCUGCGGGACUCUCCAGUGCCCGCGCUCCGCCAAUCAAACCUGUCACAAUACGCUGCUUAACAAGGACUACAAGUUCUACUUGUCGUUCGAGAACAGCAUCUGCAACGAUUACGUCACAGAGAAGCUGUUCGACACACUGAAGUAUGACGUGGUGCCGAUCGUGCUCGGAGGCUCCAACUACUCCAGCUACGCCCCACCGGGAUCGUAUAUAGAGGCGAUGAAGUACAGCCCGAAAGAGCUGGCUGAGUACUUGCUAGAGCUGGACAAGAAUGAUGCACAGUACAACAAAUAUUUUGAGUGGAAGGGCAAGUACCGAAUAGCUCCUAAGGACGAUUUUAAGAAGUCAUCAUUCUGCGGUCUGUGCAAAUAUUUGCACAGCAACGAAACGAAAGCGUAUCACCAUCUGAAGGACUGGUGGACAAAAGGACAGUGCAAAAAAUUGAAACGGUCACAGUGA